ACACUUGAAAGACCAAUUUCUCUUAUUCUAAAGAAUUCUAUCAGAGACGAAGUCUUUUUUUCAAUUUCUAUCUCAACUACUGGGUUUUCCUGUGUGAUUCCCUUUGGCAGGAAGGGACCUAUUGAGCCAAUUACUACAGUCAUGGAUGGGUCUUUAAAUGAAACUUAUUGAUGUCUCCAGGCACUUGAAAGGUUUUAGCUUCAUUCAGGAUCCAGCCAGUCUAUUCUCUCUCCCUUAUUUCUUUUUUUUUUGUCUUCCUUUCUUCCCAUCUAAGAAUUUGUCCAAUUCCAUCUUUCUGCUUAGUCCUGUUUAGCUUUCCGUUGCACAUGUGUGUGUGUUGUCUGCAAUGUUGUAUCAAUACUUCCAAUCAGGCAUCAGGUUUUCCAGGUGCUUCAAAUGCAAUGAGCCAAAGUAGUAGUUUGAACCCGCUGAGCAGUGGAAGUGGUGCAAUAGCCUCAGACUCCAAUGUGACAUUAUGGCAGUUUCUGUUGGAGUUGUUGUUGGGUGGAUCACAGCAUGCUCAUCUCAUAUCAUGGACGGGAGAGGAAGGCGAAUUCAAACUUUUGGAUGCCGAAGCCGUUGCUCGCCUCUGGGGUCAGCGCAAAAACAAAGCCAACAUGAAUUACGACAAAUUAAGCAGAGCUCUCCGAUAUUACUAUGACAAAAAUAUCAUUCGGAAAGUCAUGGGUCAGAAAUUUGUCUACAGAUUCGUGUCAUAUCCGGAAGUGAUGAAAGCGGAUAAGUUAUCAUAUUCCUCGCCCUCGUUGGCAAAUCGAAUGAUAAUGAAAUCUGAGAAGCAGGAGGAAGAAGAGAUCGCCGCUGCUCUUCGUGACAGCAACAAACAACAUGCCGAGAAAGUGUGUUCAUCCAACCCACAGGCAAUCGGCCUACCGGGUUUCUAUCUCAAUGGAAUGGGAAUGCAGUCCAUUGCUAGAUUAGCGUACGCAUCAAGCGGCGAGGUCCCCGGGUUAGUUCGGCCCAUCUCCACUACAGCGCCUCUACAGUUCAAUAACAACAACAGUGUCCAUGUUGUUAAUCCAUCGCUACCUGCCUAUACACUGCCAUCUGAUUAUGGACUCAAUUUAAGCUCCAAAAUCGCAGACUCCAAAUCGAAUGAUGCAAAAGAUUCGGCCAAAAGAAACAGUGAGGAAGAAACAGCGGCUCGUCAAAAUAGUGCCAAUUCUGCUUAUCCAGAUGGGGGACAGAACUCAAACGAAAGAGUCGACAGAGAUGCAACCGUACCACUCAAUUUAAGUGCCGACACGGCUGAUGACAAGAAAGCCAAGCGUGUAGCGAACGAUGCCGAAAACUUAGAAAUGGAUCGAAUGAAACGGGUCAAAAGUGAACAGACCGAAGCCACGGAUUUAAGCAUGAAAAACACUGCAACUGCUUCACAGGGCCGCCUUAGCAGCCAUUCGCAGGAGGCGAGCAACGAAUUCGUCGGCAAUCGGCUUUCUCGACCGAAAGCCAGACCCAAACCUCGGCCGUUGGUUCUUCCUGAUUCAUCUCUUUCCCAUUUUCGGGGUGGGAAUAUGCCACCCGUUUCCAGUCCACUGAGCUCUUCGCCGUGUUCUUCGUUGUCGCCAUCCACCUUGAAUUCACCCGCCCCUUCUUCAUCCCCAUCAGUCUCUUCGCACAAUCACGCCACGAUGAGCAAACCUCCUCAUUCGCCCUCGCUGCAGACACCGUUCUUCAGCAACUUUCCAGCUCCACUUCCGUCGCCUAGUCUUUUUCCAAACUACCCUUCUCCGUUUAUUCCGCUGCAGACACCGCUGCCUCAUCCGCACAGUCACGCCCUAAACACGGCUCAACUUCAUUUUUGGAGCUCGCUCAGUCCCUUGGCGGUCGCCAGUAGCCCCCGUUAUCCCAUCAACAGUAAAGGUUCGUCCGGAAGCGUGAGUGGAGAGAGCGGAAGUGAAGGGCCUCCUUCUUCGGCCGCAAUGCUCAGUGCCUUCCCUAGUUCGUCCGCUCUCCCGUCACUCUCGCCUUCUCAUUUUACUUUUCCCGUACCAGCUUUCCCGUUUACUGCACCGCUUUCGUACUCCAAUCCAUUGCGGUCUCCCCUUUUCACUCCUGGGCCUCAUAUGAACCUCAGCAACCACCGGAAAGAGCGGGAAAAGGUCAAAGAGGAACCCAGAGACGAAAUGGGCCAUGCUGAUAAUGAGGAAUUGGACGAAAAAUCCAAAUCUGUUGUAAAAAGGGAAGAAGAAGGUGAUGUUGCAGACAAAAGUGAUGAGACAACUUCCGCGCGGACACGGUCCGUUUCAUCUUCCCCUUCUGAAUCUUGAUUCAUAGGAUUGUCGUCUUCUUUUUUCUAUUUUUAAUGGUUGUUUAGUUGGUUUUUUUCAUUAUUACUUUUUGAGUGAGUUUCGGCCGAUCAGACUUGGUGUCUGGACGAUUUUAUUUCAAUUUUUUUCUUUCGUUUCUAUAGCCUUAUCAACAACAAAGUCCUGCGGUCUUCCAUUCUUUUUCCUUUCUUUUUUUUUUGUCAUUCAUAUUAAGUUGGAUUUUCCCCCUUUCCCAAAAUUACAACGAUUGGUUUGUAAUUAUGGUCAAAUUGAAAUUUUCAUUGCGAGACUUUUUUUUAAAACUAUAAACUGUUUCAGACAUCCAUCAGAUAGCCGAUUCUAGUUUCUGCUAGAAGGUUCUUUUUUCUCGUUGUUGCUUUUAUCGUUGAUAAUAGCGUAUAACUUACGUUAGUUUCCUUUUGUGUUUGCCUGCAUUUGUUGUCGUUUUUAGAAAUCACCGAUUUUCUUUUUUUUUUUUUCAAUCUUGAUUUGGAGUGGGUGGCGAAUGUAUCAAGAUGUAACUUGUUUAGUGUGUUAAGUUGUAUAUUGACGUGCCUUGACUCGACGGUUCAAUCUUUCACCUAUUUGGGAUAUGAAAUCGCGAUGCGUUUCUAUAGCUUGGCAUUAUGGUACGCUAGAGAAUGUGAGGAUGUGCCGAUCAAGAGGAAAUACCUGAGGGAUCUUCCCCAAUUUUUAAAACAAGAAAAAAAAUUCUGAAUGUUGCCAAUUAUUGAACGACUUAUUAUAAGAAGUGCCAUCGCGUUCCGAUGUUGCGGACUGCGUUUUUUCCCCCUCUUCUUACUAUCAUCGCUCCUUUCUAUAAUAUUUUUUUCUCCUUUUUCAAAGCUAGAUUGAUGAAAGCUUAGUUGAAAUUAUGGAUAACUGUUUAAAACGCCAAAUUUUUUGAAAAUUCAUCGUAAAAGGGGACACCAAUCUGUUCUUAUAUCCCAGAAAACCACCAGCUCAAACUAUCCGAGGGUUCAUUGCUGUGAUAGUUAGGCGACUUGUUUUUGAUUGAUCGCAAGAGGAGAGAAAAAAAAAACUACAAAAGCUGUUUCAUCCUCGUUUUGAAGAAAAACAAAAAAAUUAUUCUUUUCAGAAAUCGGGGGUCAUUUGAAAACAUCAUUUUGAUCGGUGUCGAACGUACGCCUCUUCCUCGAAUACCUGCUCCGUCUCUCCCACCCCUCUCUCCUUUGAUUGUUUUUAAAAACUCGUUUGCAAAAUACGGUUAAUUCCUCAUCAUCUUUUAUAUUGUCUUGCUGAUUGGAAUGUGAAGAAAGAAACCCGACGGCUUAGCCGGUGUGGUGUUUCCGUUUUCUCUUCGAAUCGAUGAGUGUCAAAUGAACGUACUCAACAAUACACCAUCAUUACGCGGUA
Daphnia pulicaria is the source of this 3665-nucleotide messenger RNA. RefSeq names its product ETS domain-containing protein Elk-1-like. The record is from RefSeq and is a predicted model, not a curated record. Gene Ontology annotation, cellular component: nucleus. Gene Ontology annotation, molecular function: DNA-binding transcription factor activity, RNA polymerase II-specific; sequence-specific DNA binding. NCBI's taxonomy places the organism in Eukaryota, Metazoa, Arthropoda, Branchiopoda, Diplostraca, Daphniidae. The coding region runs from base 327 to 2288 and encodes 653 amino acids. Gene Ontology annotation, biological process: regulation of transcription by RNA polymerase II; cell differentiation. The transcript is spliced from 6 exons.